Drosophila kikkawai is the source of this 2127-nucleotide messenger RNA. Its product is annotated as sialin. The record is from RefSeq and is a predicted model, not a curated record. Gene Ontology annotation, biological process: transmembrane transport; monoatomic anion transport. Gene Ontology annotation, cellular component: plasma membrane. Lineage: Eukaryota; Metazoa; Arthropoda; Insecta; Diptera; Drosophilidae. Gene Ontology annotation, molecular function: transmembrane transporter activity.
CAGAGACUUUGCAAGAAAAGUCAAAUGAUCAAAACGAGUUAUGAAUUUUACAUAUUUUAAGAAAACUUCGACAUGGAACUAUAAAUUAUCUGAAUUCUACGGAAUUUUAUACGAAACUUUAAAAAACUUGAAGCCUGCUUUUGGGCUUUGUCAGUCUCUAAAUUGAUACAAUUAUUUUGAUACAUUUCCGUAAGACAUAAAAAUAGCUUUAUUGUUUACUAAAUAAGCUAUAUAAUACAUAUUCUUACAAAUCUGUUAAUAGAGUAGUAGGCUAUCCCUUUAAUUCCUAGUCCAAUAUAAAUAAAGUAGUUAAAAUGCUGCCCGCUGUUGAACAGAAGCUUAGCGAUUUGUUUCUUUAUCUGGAGGUCAAGCAGCGCGUGGUGCUCUGCUGCUUCACCCUCUUGGCCAUUAUAAACGCCUAUACGAUGCGACUGUGUCUGGACUUUUCGAUGGACCGCAUUGUCGCCGAGUGCAACGGGGUCCAGGAUAGAUUCAGUUCCGACGGAAUAGUGCUUAAUCCAAAGGCCCUGCCCAACUGGCGGCUGGAACUGGCCAUGCACCUAAACCUGACAAAAAAUCAUUUUAUAAAUAGACUAAAAGCGGGAUGGGAUCGGAAUCAGGAUAAGGUGCCCAAGAACGGUCGAAGGAACCACCGUAGAAGGAGCAGCCGGGAGAGUGUCACAUCGAAACAUUCCCCUGAACGAAUUAGCUGCUCGGAGCUGUGGUCCCUCCAAACCCAAUCAUUGGUGUUCAUGGCUUUCUAUGCCGGCUACAUGAUCACCCACGUUCCCGGCGGACUUUUAGCGGAGCGAUAUGGCGGCAAAUGGGUUCUCAGUGUGUCCAUCCUUACGUCGGCGGUGCUGACUCUCCUUACUCCGACCGCAGUGCGUAGCGGAGGUCCCUAUAUUCUGAUCGGAGUCCGUCUCAUGAUGGGGCUUUGCGAAGGUCCCUGCUUUCCCGCAGUCUGCGCUUUAUUGGCUCAAUGGGUGCCUGAGCAAGAGCGCGGAUUGAUGGCCACUUGCGUACUGAGCGGCGGAGAGAUUGGCAUCACAAUGGUUCAAUUGGUCAGCGGAUUGGUGAUGGCCGAACAGGACUGGCCUCUGGGGUUUUAUCUGGUUGGCGGUGGUGCUAUAUUCUGGUUCCUGGGUUUCACUCUUGUUUGCUAUAGCACGCCGGAUCUCUGUCCGUACAUCCAGAGCGAGGAGCGGGACUACAUCAAAAUCCACACAAGCGGUUCUCUGCUGCUGGUCGCCACUCGAGAAAGGGUGGCCAGAGAUGCCCCGGACGCAGAGGAACCCACCAGAGAGGAAGCAGACAAUGAAGACACUUUAAUGACCAACCCUCCGACAACACCUUGGCGAAGCAUGCUCACCAGCAAACCGCUGUGGGCCCUUAUCUCCGCCUCAAUUCAGCAUGAUUGGAGCAAGCAGGAUCUGCCCAAGGAGCUGCAUAUGGUGUUGGAAAAGGUACGGUCGCAUGGCAGCGGGCUGUGGGAGGAACUCGCCGCCACACUUACAGUGACAGCUCCGCACAUUGGCAAUUGGUUGGCCUCGCUGACCACGGGUCAGCUGAGUGAUUUUCUCAUUGCCCAGCAGAUCCUCAGUCGCACGCAGACCCGCCGUCUGAUGUCCUGGCUGGUCUUUAUAUGCGGAUCCAUGCACAUGGUGCAGAUGAAGAUGAAGGGCGCUCAGAUCUGGAGUAUUCUGGCCAUGGGUGCCUAUAAUGCUAGCGUCAAACCCCUGCCGCUGGACAUGAGCCCGAACUAUGCUGGAACUCUGAUGGGUAUUUCGGGUGGACUUGGAGCUCUGCCGGGCCUCCUGAUGCCCUAUCUGGAGCAGCUGGAAGAGGACUAUGCUUUGGUGGGCAGCGUGCGAGCUGCGCUCUGGAUAAUCGCCGCCAGCUACAUCUCGGGCGAUGUGCAGGACUUUAACCAACCGGAAGUGGAGCCACAAUAAGAGGACAACUGGCUUGAUAUUUGUUAUUAAUCUUAUGCUUAAACAUAAGCUAGUGGUUUCUUGUCUUAGUGGGUUCCUUAGGCAACAGAUUCUAGAUUACAUAAGUAUGUACCAUAAUACAUGACGAUUUCUAUAUGCUAUGUAGCUAUAGCUAGAGCAGCAUAAACGUAAA